Molecule: messenger RNA, 696 nt
Organism: Theileria equi strain WA
Lineage: Eukaryota; Apicomplexa; Aconoidasida; Piroplasmida; Theileriidae
Exons: 1
Coding region: 1-696 (231 amino acids)
Cellular component (GO): intracellular anatomical structure
Molecular function (GO): pyridoxal phosphate binding
Source: RefSeq, a predicted model, not a curated record
AUGGAGGAUGAGAAUCCAAAGACGGAAGACGCUACGAGUAUUGAGGACGAAAUGAGACCAAUUUUGGCGGCUUGGAGAUCAAUCAGCGAAUAUUGCAGGGUUAGGAAUGUGGAUGUGCUCAUUGCGUCAAAGGGGAGGUCUACAGAGGCGAUUUCUGCCCUUUAUCGCGCCGGUCAGACACACUUUGGCGAGAAUCGAGUGGAUGAGCUCGUGGCAAAGGCGCAAGAGCUCGACAAUCUGCCAAUAAAGUGGCAUUUCAUCGGACAUUUGCAGAGUAACAAGUGCAAGAUGCUGGCAAGCGUCAAGGGGCUCUAUAUGGUCGAGUCUAUUGACUCUGUAAAGACUGCCAUGGAACUCGACAAGUGCCUUGAACGCGUUUCCAAAACCGUCAAGGUACUCGUCCAAGUCAAUACCACCCUGAGGGAACAGUUUGGAAUCUUGUACAACCAGAUGGAAAAGGUGCGCGAGGUUGUGAGUGCCGUCUUGGCCAGCCAACAUCUCGAAUUUUCUGGGCUCAUGACCAUUGGAGAUGGCACUAGUGAAUGCUAUGCCAGGCUCAUAAGCGUUAGAAGUGAGCUGGAAAGGUCUGUAGGACCAUGCAAGGUCAUGAGUAUGGGCAUGUCACACGAUUGGAAAGAUGCAAUUGAGGGAGGAUCUACCCAGGUUAGAGUUGGUAGGUGCCUAUUUGAGGCUUGA